Molecule: messenger RNA, 594 nt
Organism: Aspergillus ochraceoroseus IBT 24754
Lineage: Eukaryota; Fungi; Ascomycota; Eurotiomycetes; Eurotiales; Aspergillaceae
Gene: rho3
Product: Rho family GTPase RHO3
Exons: 8
Coding region: 1-594 (197 amino acids)
Biological process (GO): small GTPase-mediated signal transduction
Molecular function (GO): GTP binding; GTPase activity
Source: RefSeq, a predicted model, not a curated record
AUGGAUCUCUGUGGGCGUCAGAAGGUUGUCCGGCGCAAGAUGGUACUUCUGGGAGACGGUGCUUGCGGCAAAACCUCGGCCCUGAAUGUCUUCACUAGAGGAUACUUCCCAACAGUUUAUGAGCCUACUGUUUUUGAGAACUACGUGCACGAUAUCUUCGUCGACAAUGUCCACAUGGAACUGUCACUAUGGGAUACUGCCGGCCAGGAAGAAUUCGAUCGAUUACGUGCGCUCUCUUACGAGGAUACCCAUGUCAUCAUGUUGUGCUUCAGUGUCGACAGCCCCGAUUCGUUUGAAAACGUGGCAAGUAAAUGGAUUGAAGAAAUCACCGAGAAUUGCCCGGGUGUGAGGAUGGUUCUUACUGCGCUCAAGUGCGACUUGAGGAAGGACGAGUUUUUGAACGACAACCCCAAUGCCAUUACAUACGAACAAGGACUAGCAAAGGCGAAGGAGAUUGGUGCUGUGAAGUAUCUAGAAUGCUCUGCCGUCCAAAACCGUGGCAUUAUGGAAACCUUCUACGAAGCCGCCAAGGUCGCCCUUGACGUGAAAGCGCAGAACUCAGGCGCAUCCCGGAGUGGCUGCGUUAUCGUCUGA